Phlebotomus argentipes is the source of this 3364-nucleotide messenger RNA. It is a transcript of the gene l(3)80Fg, whose product is annotated as dnaJ homolog subfamily C member 16. Lineage: Eukaryota; Metazoa; Arthropoda; Insecta; Diptera; Psychodidae. The transcript has 3 exons. The record is from RefSeq and is a predicted model, not a curated record. Bases 193 to 2559 code for a protein of 788 amino acids.
UGUGUCAAUUUUGACGUUCAGCUGGUGAGCAAAAGCAGAAGGGAAAAAAUGAGAUCGAUUUUGGUUUAUUGUUCACAUUGUUCAGUAAUUGGUGGAAAAAUGUGCAAAAGAGUGUGUGGAAGUCAGUAAUUAGACUGUCGUGGAGUGGAAUAAGUGCUGCUGCGUUACAAGAGACAGCGUGAGUGAGUGAAAAUGAGAUGGAGUGCCAUUUUUCAGGUGCUCUUCCUUAUUCUGCUUGUCGCCUGCGAGGCCUCGGCUAAUUUGGGUGAUCCGUACAAGAUUCUGGGCGUGGGAAGGCACGCCACUCUCCAAGAGAUUCGCAGGGCGUACAAGCAGCUGGCCAAGGAAUGGCAUCCGGACAAGUCGAACGAUCCGGAAGCGGAGAAGAAGUUCGUGGAGAUUAAGCAGGCUUACGAGCUGCUGGCGGACGCGGAUAGACGGAAGGCGUAUGAUUUGCACGGCAUCACGAAUGAGGAUGCAGCCAUGUUUCGGGAGCAACAUGAUUAUAGUCAGUAUGGGCGCUUCUCGCCGGAUCCCUUCGAGGAGUUCUUUGGACAUCGCUUCCACUUUGACCAGGAUAUCAGCCUCUUCCACAAGCUUUCCGUUUCCACCAAGUACUUCGAGGCCAACAUCCUGCCCAAGAGUCAGACAGUUCCGCACCUGCUGAUGUUUUACUCUGACUGGUGUUUCGCGUGCAUGAAAGCCGCGGGUGCCUUCAAGAAGCUAAUAGACGUCCUAGAGCCGCUUGGGACAAGCUUCGCCACCAUCAAUUCGGGCCACGAAAACAGUUUAGUCCGCAAGCUCAAUGUCCAUUCCAUACCAUGCGUCGUGCUCAUCCUGGACGGAAAGUUCUAUGUGUACAAGGAGAGCAUCUUCAGUGUGCAGCGCAUCGUGGAGUUCCUGCGCCACAAGCUACCCUACAAACUGGUGCCCACGGUGCAGGACAACAAUGUGCACAACUUUCUCAGCGGCUGGAAUGACAAUCGCGUGCGGGCGCUCGUGAUGGAGCCUCGCGGUCAGCCGAGAUUGCGAUAUCUCCUCUCAGCCUUUCACUUCCGCUUCCGCGUGGCAUUUGCCUUCGUGGAGCUCAACUCGCCGCAUAGCGAUGCCAUCAAGGAGCGCUACAAGGUCCACCCGAAUCUCGACACGGUGCUGAUCUUCAAUGAGGACGUUUCGCGUCCGGUCGCCAGUGUGUCAAUGUCCGAUAUUCCACUGCAGACGCUCAAUAAUGUCAUCGCGGCGAAUCAGUAUCUCGCCCUGCCGCGCCUCUCGUCUCAGGGAAUGCUGGAGGGUGUUUGCCCAGCUGAGUGGAACCGACCCAGGAAGCGUCUCUGUGUUAUCCUCGUGACAGAGAACACCAACAGUCACGACAAUGCCAGACAAGCGCUGCGGAAGAUCGCUCUGGAGUCAUCUUACAAUCCAGAAAGAGUGCGCUUCGCGUAUAUUUUCAAGGAAAAGCAGGCGGAGUUCAUCAACGCACUGGCCAGGAAGGACGACCAGGAGACGCUGCUUCGCGUGGUAAUCAUCUGGCGCCGCGAUACCACGCACAUCAAGUACGAGUGGGUGGACGAAGCUCGGCUGCAUGUGCAUCAAGUGAACAAUGAGACGGCCGAUCACUACAACCACACGAAGCAGAAGCUGGACGAUACCAUCCAGCGCCUCCUUAGGGCGUCCGAGGCGCUGACAUACGAGGCCGAGGUGAAGGAUCUGCUGGACGAACACGCACAGGGACUCGUGUCGCGCAUCAUCAACAAGGUUUUGCUCACUUUUGAAUAUCUGGCCGACAAUCUCGGCCGCGAGCACAUUCUGCCGGCGCUCUCUGUCCUCGGCACGGUGGGAUUCAUUCUGGGCGUGGGCUACCUGAUGGCUUACCUCGUGCGUCAGGAGGAGGAGAACAUCAAGCAGCAGCAGAAGACGAAGGCCAGCAACAACAAUAACGGCACCGCGAAGACACAGAGUACUUACGUGCCCGAGCUAAAGCUCCACGAGUUGCGCGCGGAGAAGUACAACGGACUCGUGCGGCUGCUGAAGCCGGGCUGUCGCACGAUUGUACUCGUCACGGAUCUGCAGUCGCGGAGCAAGCUGAUUCCCGGCUACCACAAGGCAGUGUGGCCGUACAGGAAGAACAAGACACUCAUGUUUUCGCACAUGUUGAUUGAGAAGGGUCUGGCCUGGUAUACGGAACUGCUGAGGCUGUCGCUGACGGAGUCGCGCGACCUGAAGAUCAACCCGAGGAACUGUAUCGGCACGGUCAUCGCGCUCAAUGGCCAUCGCAAGUACUUCUGCAUGUAUCACGCUAAGCAUCCGGAGACAAGUCGCGGCGCAAAGCGAAUGCUGAAGAUGACACGGCAACUGAGCAAUAAUUACAGAGAUCCCGAGGCCGGAUCCUUCUUGGCCAUGGAGAGCGAGUCUGACAGUUCCGUGAGCACGGAAUCAGAGCCGCGCAUUCUCUUGGAGGAGAAUUUGCUGGACGGACUGAGCAAUUGGCUCGAUCGCCUGUUCGAGGGCACAACUCAUAGAUACUACAUCAAUUACUGGCCGGAUUUUCCAACAAAGUAAUGGUUUUCCAAGAGCUACAAACACACAAAGUUAGCACCCAAAACUCUACUUGAAAAUUAAGAUCCUAAUUAUAUUCAAACGUAUAUUCACAAAGUUAGUGAGACAUAACUUGAUAAAAUUGAUAAACAAGAUUCUAGUCACAUUUUUAUAAAAACAGCCUGGAUUAGUAUGGAUUUGAAAGGGGAGGAGAAAAUGCCGUUUUAUCCUUGAAGACAUACAGUUUUAGGACUUUUUCAAUGAAAUGCUCUUUACACGAUAGAAAUUUAUUGGAAUUCGAUUGCAAGAAAAGGUAGAUUUGUAAUAAGACAUUUAAUAAGAUUAGCAGAAUCCGGAAGUCUCGAUAGUCUUUACCUGGUUCUUUCUUUCGGUUUAAUGGCAUUUAGAAGGGAUUGUUAGUUAUUUAUUUGUUGAAUGUGUGAUUUGUUGAUUUAACUUGUACAGUUGUGCCGAAUUGACGCUUCUUGCUGUGUGAGAGAAAUAUUACUCAACUUUGCAAGAGGCUGUUUCUCAAAGAAGACACCAAAAAAGUUACCCAAGAUAAAUAUUGAUAAGUUUUCUCUUGAUUUAUGAGUGCCAAGUGUUCGACCUUUUUACAUGUUCAUUAUAAAGUAAAUAUGAUUUCUUGUUUACAUGGUAUUUUUUAUUUAAAAAUGAACGUAAUAUUAAGCGAUGAUCGUUAAAAAUAAGAGAGAGAAGAACAAAAAAACAAGAAAUGUUGUAUGAAAUCACACUCGUAGAAGAAAUUCAUAUUUGGAAUAAUGACAAAUGAUAUGAAAUUAUUCAAUAAAAAUGGAUAUUAACUGAA